Messenger RNA from Knipowitschia caucasica, 2481 nucleotides. NCBI's taxonomy places the organism in Eukaryota, Metazoa, Chordata, Actinopteri, Gobiiformes, Gobiidae. The record is from the annotation of a GenBank genome assembly.
AUGAGUACAAUGGGUUGUCAGAAGACAUGUGAGGUAGAGAAGCUUCUGAAAUCGAGGGAUGUAGUAUGGAACCAGAGACAGAGGAUCACUACACCAAAACGGAACUGCCAUAAGGUGAGAAAUGAGGUUCUACCCUUCCAAUUACCACACAGACGAUAUUUGGACAGCUCUCCUCUAGAUGAUUGCAGUCUUAACAGAGACCCCUGGAGCCACCAGAAACUAAAGCAGAAGUUACUGGAGACUGAGAUCAGCACCAAGAAGAAGGAGUGUGAAGCACUCGAGGCAGAGGUGAAGAAGAGGAAUCAAACAUGUCAGACUUUGGAGAAUGAGCUCCAGGAUUUUCUCCAUGAAAACAAACACUUGAAUCUGCAGUUGUUCAACAGCACCUACAAAACAUCUGAAUAUGAGAGGGUGAAGUGUGAGUAUGCCCUCCUCAAAGACAGACUGUGUGCUGUGACGCAGGAGAGAGAUUUAGCUGUGUGGGAGAGGAACCAGCUCCAAGGCAAACUGGAGAACCUAGAGCAGGUGCUUAAGCAUAUGCGAGAGGCUGCAGAGCGGAGGCAGCAACUAGAGUUGGAGCAUGAGCAGGCACUGGCUGUACUCAAUGCAAAACAGCAGGAGAUUGACUUGCUUCAAAAGGCACAGGUUGAGGCUAAAAAGGAACAUGAGGGCGCUGUCCAUCUUUUAGAGAACCACUUGGACAGCAUGCAGGCAAAAGUCCAGGACUUAGAGGAAAAAUGUCGGAGCCAGAGCGAGCAAUUCAAUCAUUUAUCGAAAGAGCUGGAGAAAUUCCGACUGCACACGGGGAAGUUUGACAUCCUCAGUACUGAACCAGUAUCUGUGUGUGAAUCACCUGGCUCACCCCACAAGUCCCUGUCUCAGCUGCUCAAUGGAUUGGCUGCUCCCACAGGAAAAGGAAAUGAGGUCCCUUCGACUAGGUCUUUGAUAUCAGAGUUUAUUCGGCCUCUGCAGCUGAGUGGAGACAAACCCGAUCUUCUCUCAGUCAAACCAACAUUCCUCACCAGGUCCGGGAGCAGCUCUGCGCGGGCAUUCCUCUCGGAGAUGGAAAAAGAGCUUGGAUCAGCCACAAGGUCUAAGCUCAGAUACACAGGGAAGGUUCGUUUGUGCAUCGCUCGUUAUAGCUAUAAUCCCUACGAUGGGCCCAAUGAACACCCUGAAGCAGAGCUGCCACUGGUGGCGGGAAAGUAUCUCUAUGUCUAUGGGACAAUGGAUGAGGAUGGCUUCUAUGAAGGAGAGCUGUUGGAUGGACGGCGUGGCCUUGUUCCUUCUAAUUUUGUGGAUUUUGUCCAAGAUGAGGGAAAAACGUCUGUCAAACCCAGGGACACAAUAACAACAAAAGAACCUGGCUACCUCAACCACAGUAGCCUAGGACCUCAGAGAGUGGCACUGGGCACACUGACAGGAACAGGAACAGGAACGAGCAGUCUGCUGUCUGAGAGUAAAUUGGACUGUCUAAGCACCAGCAGCUUGGGCAUGCAUCUCAUAGGCUCCACUAGCAAUGGCACAGGAACCUUGGAUGUUAACAUAGAUGAGGUUGGUGAAGACAUUGUGCCUUAUCCCCGCCGCAUCAACCUGAUCAAACAAUUGGCCAAGAGUGUAAUUAUUGGCUGGGACCCUCCUGUGGUCCCUCCUGGUUGGGGCUCCAUCAGUGGCUACAAUGUCUUGGUAGAUAAGGAAGUACGAAUGAGUGUGCCAUAUGGGGGAAGGACAAAGUCUCUUAUUGAAAAGCUCAACCUUGUUACCAAUGCAUACCGGAUAUCAGUCCAGACCAUCACAGAGCGAGGGCCAUCGGAUGAGCUGCGCUGCACUCUGCUGGUGGGAAAGGACGUAGUAGUGGCUCCGUAUUACUUGAGAGUGGACAGUAUUACACAGAUGUCUGCUGAGAUGUCGUGGAUGCCCAGCAAUAGCAACUACAGUCAUACUAUCUUCCUCAAUGGAGCAGAGUACGACAUGGUGAAGGCAGGUGGAUAUCGGUACAAGUUUCUCAACCUGAAGCCUAUGACAGUUUACAAGGUGAAAGUAGUGGCGCAGCCGCAUCAGGUGCCUUGGCAGCUUCCGUUGGAUCAAAGGGACAAAAGGGAAAUAUCUGUGGAAUUCUGCACUCAGUCAGCAGGGCCCCCAUUCCCACCGCAGGAGGUACAGGUCCUCUGUGAUCAAACGCCUGGUAUCCUGCAAAUCAGAUGGAAGCCACCUCCACUGACAUCUUCAGGAACCUCUAAUGGGGCCAGUGUAAUUGGUUAUGCGGUGUGCACAAAGGGACAAAAGAUUGCAGAAGUCCUGUACCCCACAGCAGACUAUGUAACAGUGGAAGUAAACAGGCUUCAUUGUUUGGAGGCCCGAGAAGUCAUUGCUCUCCACACCUAUCACGGCGAAACAUUACACCCCCCCACCCAAUGCCCCAAACGCAGACGGCCCCUCUACAUUCUCAGCAUCCUCCUUACCCAUCGACAUACCCUCUAA